ACUUCUAUUGCUAUUUAGCCCCAAAUUCAGCUACGACUCUCUCGAGGGUAUCAAAGAUAUUCUUUAAAAUGUGGACAAUAUUUUAUUUGGUGUUACUUGCGUGUACGGUGGUUUGGACAAAUGUAUCAGGUCAGGAAUACCUACCGCCUAAGAUCGGCGGCGCGGGAAGUGCUAAAAAACCGGCAUCGGAGCCUACGUUACCAGCAAAUUAUGAUUUUUCUUACGACGUGCAAGACAACGCGGUAAAUCUUGAUUUUGGCCACAACGAAAAGAGAAAGGAUGACCGCGCGACGGGCUCGUUCCAUGUGCUGUUGCCGGAUGGUAGAAUGCAGCUGGUCGAGUACGAGGCAGGACCAGAUGGGUAUAAACCUCAGGUGAUGUAUAUGGGCACAGCUACGUUCCCAACAGCGAGCUCAGGGGAUAAAUUCGAUGGAUACCACUACAACGCUGCGUCAAACCGGCAGAGUGUAAGACAGGCAGCACCACGAGCAUCCAGACAACCAACACCACCACCCUUGCCGGCACCGUCACCACCUUUGCUGUUGCACGCAGCAUCCGGCAACGCUACGCUAUAAAAACUAUAAGCAGGACUACACUGUAGUCUAAUUUCAACAUUGAUUUAAAUCCAAUCCAGUUUUGUACUGUCCUUUUAAAACUUGAU
Molecule: messenger RNA, 661 nt
Organism: Achroia grisella
Lineage: Eukaryota; Metazoa; Arthropoda; Insecta; Lepidoptera; Pyralidae
Gene: CPR139
Product: pro-resilin-like
Exons: 4
Coding region: 69-575 (168 amino acids)
Cellular component (GO): extracellular matrix
Source: RefSeq, a predicted model, not a curated record